This is a messenger RNA of Teleopsis dalmanni, 4353 nucleotides long. RefSeq names its product ensconsin (gene ens). The transcript is spliced from 16 exons. Gene Ontology annotation, biological process: microtubule cytoskeleton organization. Gene Ontology annotation, cellular component: microtubule cytoskeleton. Bases 102 to 3614 code for a protein of 1170 amino acids. The record is from RefSeq and is a predicted model, not a curated record. NCBI's taxonomy places the organism in Eukaryota, Metazoa, Arthropoda, Insecta, Diptera, Diopsidae.
CUUAUUCGAUCAAAUUUCGUAUUCGUCGUCGUUUGCGUCGUCGUCAUUUUAGUUCUAAAAUUUAAGAAAAAAUCCAAGUGACUGAUGUAAAAGUAAAAAAUAUGGCGAGUCUUGGGGGCGAUCAACAAAUUUUAACAAAUAGUCAAACAGCUGAACCGAUUCAAAGAGACAGCCGAGAAGGCAGUGCAGAAAGAAGAGAACUAAUGGAAAGCACUAACGCAACAAUUCAUUGGUUUGCUCAAGUGGGUGGAGAUGACGACGACUCGCAAGUGGCUAAAGACCGUGACGAAAAACUGAAGUUAGCUAGAGAACGUCAAAAUGAAGAAAGACAAAGAAAAAUCGAGGAGCUCAAAGCUCAAGCAGAAGCGGCACAAAGAUAUCAGGAACAAAAGCAGGAAGAACGACGACGACGCAUUGAAGAGAUAAGAAAUCGAGAUUCUGAAAAACGUCAUCAGGUCGAGGAGCGUAAACGUGCAAUUAUGGAAGCAGAGAAAGAACGUCGCGAAUAUAUACUGAGGAAAAACCAGGUGGAACGCGAAUCAAGAUUGGAAACUAAAAAACGAGAUAGAAAUUCAAUAGCUUUUGCGUUUGGUUCAUCAACGCCACGUCUGUUGGAUCCAGCUGAUUAUGGUACAGUAUCGCCCAGUCAAUUUUGGAGCCAACGAAGGUCAACUUCAAUAUCAAAUGUUGCUGGUGCUACGCUCUCACGUCGAAGUUCAGAACGUGAACUUGCCGACAGUGGAGCCAAAAAACGAGCCACAUCAGCCAGCGGUACAGAACGACACGAUGAUCAUCGACGUAAAUCAUCAUCCAUGUAUGAGGUUUUCAAUUGGGGAUACUCGACUGAUGAACCUCCAAAACGUUUCUCACUAUCAAUUGUUGGCAGUGAAAUAAAUAUUGAUGAUCCUCCUACGCCUGCUAAAAAUCGUUCUCCUGCCAAUUUAUCCACACCGCACAGGCAAAACUCGAAUCACUUUACUAUCACAAACAAUAGUUGUGCAGUCAAGGAAGAUAAUGUUGACACAUCACAUAUCGUGUUUCGAAGUGUGGCCCGCAGAAAAACAGAUCUUAUGCCUACAAUUCCUAGCCCAAGGGAUGGGCAUUAUGGUUCCAGAUCUUCAUUAAGUCAUACGCCUAGAACUCCAGGCCGCGCCUUCUCAAUGACACGUUUGGAUCAAUUGGCGCAACCAAUACGACGUAAUGGUGAACAUAUACGUGCUAUAUUGGAACGUGAACGUCGGGAACAUAUGGAAAUGUUCGAUGAAACCGAAUCGUUAGGUGGUGGACGUCGCACAACUGGUCGUAAGAACAAAAGUAAUAAUAGUAGCGGUAAUAGCACAAUGUCACGUAGUAUGACUCAUUUGGCUGGUAAUUCGCGUCCUAAAUAUUCACUUGGUGGUGGCAUAUCAACCAGCUUUCGUCCAUUGGGCAGUAACAGCAGUGCACGGGAUGGCAUUAAAAGUACGAGUAUGACACAUUUGACCAAUUCUUGGGUUAAUACACCACCGCGAUCCAAUUUAGGCUUACAAACAGCUGCAACUAAAAAAUAUCUGCAAUCAUCACUAGCUUCAUCUACAUCUGCAACUAAAAGAGGCCAGCAGCAUUUUACUAACCCAUACCGUUUCGAUCCAAACUCAUUGUUGCUCAUGAACUCUAGUUUUUUAAUAACAGCAGGUUCCCGAUCAGGUAAUGUUACACCAGGCGGCAGCAUAAAUACUUCAAGACCGGGAAGUGCAAUGUCCACAUCAACAAAUAUGUCAACUUCAGGUUUCGUGAACAGAAGGAGUGCACAAACAGUGCGAAAACCACGCCCUGCAAGUAUAGCCGGUACGGGUGUUUCCCUUGAUGAAAUAAAUAAAUUGAAGAAAGAAAACAAACCUCCAAUGAAAUCAUCUACAGCCUCCGCAUCAGCACAAACAACUCCGAAACGAACAACAAAUAUGAUGUCUACUUCAUUAAUAGUAACAUCAUCUUCUUCACGUCUGUCAAGCGCAGAGAAAAGAACUCCAUCCAAAAAAGACUCACCUUUAGCAUCAAAAUCUUCAACUCCGAAAUCUCUUUCGAAAACUGCAAGUUCAGAUCGUUUAAAUAAAAUCAGCAAGGAUAAACCAAAGGAUAUGUCCGUUUUAAUGACAAAGUCAGCAUAUGUUGCACCAACAACAAAAACUACAAUAACAGCUACGUCAAACAAUAACGAUAAUGUUGAAAAUAUAAAUGAAGUAUUACCUACAAUUCAGAGCAAGGAUGAAAAGAAUGCUUUAAAUGCAGUUAAAACGGAAGAAACAAAUGUCCAACAGACAACUUCACAGAAUUUGGUUACUGAGGCGGAAACGACUACUACUACUGUUACGGUAACUGAGGAAAAAGUCGAUGUAGGCAAUGAGAAGAAUAUUGAUAAUAUUGUACAAGAAACUGAAUCCUCAAUUUCAAAACCCAUACGUAAUGGUAGUAAAGAAAAUUCAGAGGUACGUGAAUUGACGCCUCCAACACAACAACAAAUCGAUAAUAACGAUUUGAUGACAGCGUCUAUGAUUGCAAAAAAAAUAACAACUGAGGAAGAAGCAAAAGCUGCACUUGCGGAAAGAAGGCGUUUAGCACGUGAAGAAGCCGAAAGGCAAGCAGAACUCGAACGUCAGCGUAUAGAGGCUGAAAGACAAGCAGAAAUUAAACGUCAAGAGGAGGAAGCGGAACGUCAACGUAAAUUCGAAGAAGAAGCAACGCGCUUGGCAGAAGAGCAACGUAAGGCUGAAGAAGAACGUUUGCGACAAGCCAUUGAGGAAGCAAAAAAACGUGAUGAAGAAGAACGUCUCAAACGUGAAGAAGAUGAUAAACUACGAUUAGAGCGUGAAGAAGCCGAAAAGAAAGCGAAAGAGGAAGCUGAAAAGCAAAGAAUUGAAGUAGCCGAACGCUUAAAACGAGAAGAAAAAGAACGCGAAGAAAGACGAAAACGUGUGGAAGCUAUUAUGUCACGUACACGCAGAGGAGGUGCUGCAGCUACGCCUAAUUCCACACCUGUAAAAGAAAAUGAUUCUCCAAAAACUAUUUCAAAUGAUCAAGAAAAUUCACAACCAUCUUCUACAGAAAUAAAUUCAAGUAGUGAUAGUAAUUCAACUUCAGGAACAGCUACUACAACAACUACUCCAACACCUGCAACUAUACCAACUCAAAUGCCAGUUAGGAAUAGUAAUGAAGCUCCUAACACUCAGGCUAUGUAUGAGCAAGCAGUUAUUGAUAAGGAGAAUUCACUUAUUAAUAGUUUCUCUAAUAUGAUUAUUGGAGAAAAUGUAAAAAAUUUACAACAGCAACAAUUGCAACAACAACCACAAAUUCUUGAAGUAACAAAUGGCAAACUGCAUGCUGAUGAUAUAAUAUUUCAAAAUACAACAACAACUACAGUGGCCAAUGGGAAUGGUCAUAUCGAAAAUAUUAAUAACAAAAACGAUAUUAAUAUUUUACAAGAUGUAGCACCGAAUCAGUUGAUUGAUCUAAGCAUUGAGUCACAAGACCUUAAUACAGUUAAUUUCAAUAAUAAUAAUAGUUUACUGACUACAACAACUACAGCAACACUAGUCACUGCUGAUAGUCACGAUAACCAAGAUAUAUCAUUGCUGUGAGUUUGAAAAUGUUGCAGAAAAUAUACUUCUGAUAGCUUGCAUGAAUGGGAAAGUAAAUAUUUAUUUUAAGAUAAUUUAUGCGACAAAUUAUGGUUACUAGAAAUUAAGGCUUUAAAAAUAACAUAUGAAAUUGCAAGUAUGCAUAGUUUAUGAAAGAUGAAAAUAUAAAUAAAACCGUAUAUAUUGAAAGAAAUUAAAAAGCAAAACUAUUAUGCUUAACAGAAACAGAACAGAACAGAAACGUUUAGUGAAAGAUGUGCUUUGAAAAUAAAUGAAGAAUCUAAGCAUGAUUUGUAAAUGUGGUUAGAAAGAAGCAUAAUUCAUACUGAGAUCUUAUUAGUUUAUUUAUGUAAAACAUAUAAUAAAAAUUAUAUACAAAUUAAAUAUAUUCUAGAAAUCUAAACACAAACUAAAAAUCAAAGAUUUAAAAAGUUAAAGAAAACUGGAGAAAAAAGUUAGAACUACUACUAAAAUGCGAAAGUAAUAUUAGCAAAAAAUGAAUACAGUAAAGCUAAAAAAGAUAAUAAGCUUUUGCAAGUAUAUAUUUUAGAAUUUUUAAAAAUAUUUAAACGAUUUAAAAUGCACAAAUAAGAGCAUCUAUGCAAAAAUAUUUUAUGCCUAGCUUCUGUGUAUUUGGUAAACUUAUAUGUAAAAGCAACAGCGCCACAAUAACUAUUAAUUCUAAUAAUAAUAGUUAAUAUAUUAUGCAAUAUUAUUAAUAUUUGAGAUUGUUUUUGAA